UGCCUGAAGGCUGCCUGUAGAAUGCGCGCGGCGCAGGAUCGAUUUUUCCACUAAACAAGCCAUUUUCAACCGUCAGUGACAUUGUAAACACGUUCUCCACGUUACUUUACGCUAUCUGGCACAACAAAACAUGUGAAAUUGUUUCGCAAAUGAUGCGCCAACAUUCCCGAACAGAUGACGAUGGCCGCACAAAAUAAAGUGGAAAGUAGUUCAGGCGAUAUGCCGUCGACAACAGACCCAGCAGCAGAACAGAAAGACCGCCUCAUCGCUGCUGUUAAGAAAGAAGUCAAGCAGUUGAUGGAAGAGGCGGUUACACGGAAAUUUGUUCAUGAAGAAAGCGGUGGAGUGACAGCACUAUGUGGUGCUGUGGAAGCCUGCCUUGGCCAAGGAUUGCGCAGACGUGCCCUUGGACUUUUCAAGACCAGCUCUACGACUGCACUUCUACAUAAGAUUGCUAAGCACUGCCCAGAAGCGGCUCUAGUAUCAGCGAGGGUGCUGUCUGCGGAGGGUGCUCCAGCGACCCGUUCUGCCUCCGGCGUCGAACGACGACCAUCAGCCCCGCGUCCACCAUUACACAAGCGAGGAUCGGGCUCUUUACUUGGCUCACAGCCACCACCCACGUAUAGAUAUCUUUGGAUUCGUAUCGCCCUAUUUGAGCGUCAAUUGGCGAAGAUUAUAGAGCAUCUUGUGAAUAAUGCUACAAGAUAUUAUGAAAGGGACGCUUUAGUUGCCGAUCCUGACUAUGGGAGUAUCUUAAGCUCACUCCUCGUUGGACCAUGCGCUUUAGAAUAUUCUAAGGCUAAAGCGCCAGUUUGCUUCUGGACAGACCCACCCGCUGAUGAAUUGGUACAAAGACACCGUAUGUCUGCUGGGACAACGACCCCUCCUUCUGUGAGAAGACCUAUUCUUAACUUUAGGAGGAGUCUCAACGCUUCGUCCGAUGACAAUGCGUCAGUAAAUGGCGGAUCAGGAAAUUCCACCGCAUCUAGUGCCAAAGAUUAUGUAGAAAGUUUACAUCAGAAUUCGCGUGCAACAUUAUUGUAUGGAAAAAAUAAUGUUCGGGUGCAACCGAAAGACGUAGAGGAGGCUAUGCCGGGAUAUUUAAGCCUGCAUCAAUCAGCUGCUGGUUUAAUGAUUAAAUGGACGCCCAAUCAACUCAUGAAUGGUUAUGCUGAAAGCGAAGGGAUUGAUAAAAGCAUUCGUUGUCACCUAGUGCAUGUGUCGGCGUGUCAAAACAAGUGUAUUCUGUGCAGUGCUGCCCCCUGUACUGUUUACAGGCGUCUAUGUUCUGGACCGCUUUGCUUUGAUUGUAUUUACUGGGCAAUGUCAUUACAAGUGUGUGUGUGGGAAGUUGUAUACGUACACGUACAUCGUUCACAAGCAAGUGACGCUCUAAUUCUAGUUGGGCAAGACGGUGUCCAACGUCCCCCAAUACACUUCCCAAAAGGUGGUCAUCUGCUUUCCUUUUUAAGCAAUUUGGAGACGGGUUUACUUCCACAUGGCCAAUUGGAUCCACCGCUUUGGUCUCAACGUGGGACAGGCAAGGUGUUUGGUAGAAACAAAGGCAGAAGACGUCCAAUGCCGAGUCUAUGUGAAAGUGGGGAAAAUGAGGAAUCGGAGGUUGAUGAAGUUGCUGGCGAUUAUGUCUUUCGUAUCGUCAACAACGCUAUAGCAGAUCGGGAAGCAAUGCGCCACUCUCUACUAGAGCGUGUAAUUCAAUCACCUCCACGCACCCCUCGUCGGACCCUGGCCUCUACAUCCACUACAUCAUCAGAUUCCAGCACCAUGUCAGUUGACUGCCCACCUAUUAUUGGCAAUUUAACUCAAACAACCAUCACACAAGUGUCUCUUGAACAGGCUGCUUCCAUAGAGCUUGUAUGCACCACAAUGCGACGACAAAUAAUCUCUCGAGCGUUUUACGGGUGGCUGGCGUAUUGCCGGCACCUUUCCACUGUCCGGACCCAUCUUAGUGGCCUUGUGCAUCCAAAUAUUGUUCCCGGAGAAAAUACCAAUGAAGGUCUAACAGAUGCAAUAUGGCGAUCUAUGAUGGAUGAACGAGGAGCCAUCGUUGAUAAGGACGAAGUGUAUAGAUUGGUGUACUACGGAGGAGUACAGCACGACAUAAGGAAAGAAGUCUGGCCGUUUUUACUUGGAUAUUAUGAAUUUAACACAACAUUUCAAGAGCGACAAGAGCAGGACUGUACGUACCGUCGUCAGUAUGAGACUACGAUGUCUGAAUGGCUCUGCGUUGAAGCUAUUGUAAAGCAAAGGGAUCGGGAGGCGACGGCGGCUUCUAUUGCACGGCUGUCAUCUGGAAAACCUAAACCUGAAGUUGAGCCUUGCGAAGUCUUUGAAGACGACUGCAGUGUAAUAUCAGAUAAUCCACCAGUUGUAUCACCAGAACCAAGCGAAAACGAACAGAAAAGACUAGAGGUCAAACCUGUGCUUUCUCGAGCUCCAAGCAUAGACGAAGUAGAUAAUAUAGAGUUAGAUGAAGAAAAGAAUGAGAACGGAGCCAAGAUUAACGGAGAGACUGAUACUUGUGAAGAUAUAACUUUCGAUGAUGAUGACGAUGAUGAAGUUUGUAUCAAAAGUGUUGUGGAAAAUCCGGAUAUGAGAAGAGAGAGUAUUGCAGAAAUUAAAAGAUUGGCAGAAGGAAUCGUGCAGAAGGGAGAUGGAAGAGGUUUAUUAUGUAGUGUUGACAGUGGAAAUGCUAAUUUUAAUGGAAAUGAUAAUAAGUCAAUCGAAGAACCGGCACCGAAUCAUGCGCAUAGUGUUAUUGUUACAAAUCCAUCUGUUGAUUUGGCUGUUACCGGUGGAUCUCCUGCUUCAGGAGGAACUACAGCGCCAGCAAGCCCAGCCCGUAGUCCUUUGGGCGUUCUUCGUGAGGAGUCUCAUUCAGCUGGUGCCUCCUUUGACACUCUAGAUCCGGAAUCUCGACCUGACAAUCGCUCCAACUGUGUAUCACCUGCCAGUUCUAAUGGAGGCGUUUAUUCGAAUGAACUAAUAGAGAGUUUUGCAUUAAAUCUCCAUCGGAUAGAAAAGGACGUACAGAGAUGCGACCGGAACUAUCCCUUCUUUACGGAUGAAAACUUGGAUAAAUUGAGGAAUAUUAUGUGCACAUACGUCUGGGAACAUCUCGACAUGGGCUAUAUGCAGGGGAUGUGUGACUUAGCAGCCCCGUUGUUAGUGAUAAUGCGUGACGAGGCAGUUGCGCACGCGCUCUUCGCCCGACUCAUGUGCAAAGCCAAAGACAACUUCCCUUCUGGACAGGCCAUGGAUGCCUAUUUCGCUGAUAUGAGGUCUCUGAUCCAAAUACUGGAUUGUGAGUUGUAUGAGUUGAUGCACGCACAUGGAGACUACACACACUUCUACUUCUGCUACCGCUGGUUUUUACUUGACUUCAAGCGGGAACUUCUGUAUCAGGAUGUAUUCUCAGCGUGGGAGUUAAUAUGGGUAGCGCGUUAUGUAGCGUCAGAGCACAUGGUUCUUUUCAUAGCUCUGGCAUUAUUAGAAACCUAUCGAGAUGUAAUACUCGCUAACUCUAUGGAUUUUACAGAUAUCAUCAAGUUUUUCAACGAAAUGGCCGAACGCCACGACGCGUCAGCAGUUUUAUCGUUAGCUAGGGACUUAGUCCUUCAAGUUCAAACGCUUAUAGAGAAUAAAUAAAAUAUAAAUAAUGUCAAAAUGUCUUUAUAGCAGAUAUAUUACUUGUAUUGUAAACAAUUAUACUGCUAUAAUGAUGUGUAUAAGUCAAGUGACUAAAGCCUACAACAGUGAUUAUUUAAAUUUUAUUUAAAGCCUUUUUAUGUGACCAUUUUCUCAAUAGUUUGAAAUGUAACACAAACCAUAAUAUUUAGUCUACUGAGACCUGGGAGACGGAGGCCUGAUCUAACUCUCUCCGAUUCCUAUCCCGUGCAACUCUAGUCCACACAGCCCCGCCGUGAUUUGCAGAUGAUCCCUCCAUCGCCUGAUCUAUCUACCUCUUUUUCCUCAUCUCGGGGCUGCCAUUCAGUAGUGGACUUGCUCUUGUCACGUGCCCCAACCUUCGCCAUUUUAGCCGUUUUAUUUUCUGUAACAUCGUCAACAUUUGUAAUCGUUCUGACUUUUUCUGCCCUUAUGCGAUCUUCUAGAAUGACCCAACACGACCACGUUCUUUACUUUUAUCUUUGGCAUUAUGUGUGUACCUUUGAAAGUGUUUGAAUAAUUAUAAAUCUUUAUUAAUUUAGCUUCAUUUCUAACACCGUAAUUUAGAGAAAGUUUAGUUUUAAUCUUUAAAUAUAUUUAUAAUGAAUGAAAAAUAACAACGAUAAAAAAUAUACGAUUCCAUACACAUCGCAAGUAGUUCACCAUAGAUACCAAACAAUAUUAUAUUCAUAAAGUAGGUAACUCUUUCAUUAAUGUAAGAUUGAUAAAAUAUUUGACUUAUAAUAUCUAUUUCCCAAAAUAAAUCAGUGUAAUUAGAAAAGCCAUUGGACAUAAUCGAUUUGGGCAGCACAAAUGUGAGAAACCUCACGAAGUGUGAUACUGAUAGAUAUUGGUCUCUUUAUUUAUUAUAUUAGCUAAUAGACCCAAAAAGAACUGACAAGAAUCAUGGCAUUUUAAACAGUUAUAAAUAUGUAUUCUAAAGCAUGUACCACAGAAAUAAUAUAAAGAUUUGUGCAAACAAAACACAACACAGAAAAAAAUACAAGCAAAACCAUUUAAAAUAUAUGCCAAGAAUCAAUCAUUUAAAAAGGGGAAUCGAAGUAAAAUAAAUAGCAGAAAGAUUAUUUUCAUAGAUUGCAUAUAGGUCAGGAAAAAAGGUCUACUUCAGGCCUACAUAAAAAUUAUUAUAUAUUGUUAAUUCAAGUAUGACUAUUUUCGCGUAAAAAUACACGGCUCGCCACAGGCAGGUCUAAGCCACUUGACUUAAAAAAUGGGUCAAUAAGCAGUAAAACUUUUAGAAACACAUUCUGUAGUAACAAUAUGGAUGUUUUAAUAGAAAUUAAUUU
This is a messenger RNA of Pieris napi, 4994 nucleotides long. RefSeq names its product small G protein signaling modulator 2-like. The record is from RefSeq and is a predicted model, not a curated record. Gene Ontology annotation, biological process: activation of GTPase activity. Lineage: Eukaryota; Metazoa; Arthropoda; Insecta; Lepidoptera; Pieridae. The transcript has 23 exons. The coding region runs from base 175 to 3669 and encodes 1164 amino acids. Gene Ontology annotation, molecular function: GTPase activator activity.